GGUUUCUGUUUAGCUGAGGGGAAAGGGUGGGAAGGGAGAGCCCUGCCCCUGGAGGUGUCCAAGGCCAGGUUGGAUGGGGCUUGGAGCAACCUGAUCCCUAGGAGAUGUCCCUAUCCAUGGCAGGGGGUGGAACUGGGUGGGCUUUAAGGAACCUGGUCCCUAAGAGGUGUCCAUGUCCAUGGCAGGGGAUGGAACUGGAUGGCCUUUAAGCAACCUGGUCGCUAGGAGAUGUCCCUGUCCAUGGCAGGGUGUGGAACUGGAUGGGGCUUGGAGCAACCUGGUCCUUAGGAGGUGUCCAUGUCCAUGGCAGGGGGUGGAACUGGAUGGCCUUUAAGCAACCUGGUCGCUAGGAGAUGUCCCUGUCCAUGGCAGGGUGUGGAACUGGGUGGGCUUUAAGCAACUUUGUCCCUAGGAAGUGUCCCUGUCCACAGCAAGGGGUGGAACUGGAUGGGGCUUGGAGCAACCUGGUCCCUAGGAGGUGUCCAUGUCCAUGGCAGGGGGUGGAACUGGGUGGGUUUUAAGCAACCUGGUCCCUAGGACAUGUCCAUGUCCAUGGCAAGGGGUGGAACUGGGUGGGCUUCGAGGUCCCUUCCAGCCCAAACCAUUUUGUGGUUCUAUGAUCUCCUGUCUCUGUUCAGCAUUACAACCAGUUUUAUCCUCUUCAAGGUCCCACCAUAACUGAAAAGUAGUGGAGUUGUCCAGGCACAGUAAAUCUCAGCCCCGAGAGCCGGGAGACCCACCUGCCCCACAGCUUGACAGGUUUCUGACAGAUGAUCUCUUCAGAGGGAGCGUUGUCCACUGCCAACAGCCAGUCCUGGCUUUUUCAUAGAAUCACAGAAUGUUUUGACUUGCAAAGGAAUUUAAAGCCCUUUCAGUUCCAACCCCACUGCCACGAGCAGGGACACUAGAUCAAGUUGCUCAAAGCGCCAUCCAACCCAGCCUUGAACACCGGGCCCUUUCCGAGGGCCUGGCAAAUCGAAGAUUCCUCCCAGUCUCAGUAGUUGUGCUUGCCUCACGGUGCAGAGGCAUUUUCUGGGACAAGCGAGUCCAAGCCUCAGCUGAUGACACUUUAAAUUGCGCUGAAAAUACAGAAGUGUCUCCAUUUGUGCUCCGGGAAAGCAUUGCUCAGCGGGAGAGCCUGUUCAGCCACAGGUAAAGGCUGAACCGAUAAACAUGCAGUCCAGCCGGGAAAGGCAGAAACUGAGAUGUCAUUGUGCUGCCGGCUGAAGGGGGUAAGCUGAUGAUAGAACCCUCACCUGGGAGGAAGGAAACCAUCUUCUGACAAGGGUACUUUGGUCUAAAAAGACAUUCCCCCUCACCAGCCUCUGACCGAGGUUCUCCCCAAAGCCUAUCAGAAAACGCCACUUCCUCAAUACUGAGGUAAAUGAGGCCGUGUGGGUCCUUUCCUGCUGCCACCAGUGGCAGGCAGAUUUCUCCCUGCCGGAGCAGAAUAGUUUUCCCAGCUCCCUUGGGAGCAGCCGACUCCAAGCGAUGCCGUACGCAGCCGUGCUCAGUAGUUAGUGUGUGGUUAUAUUUUUUCCUCCUUCUUUUUCCGCACGUCCCCAGCUGACCCGCUGAGAAAGGGCUGGCCGGCCUCUGCCCCAGCCUGGCCUCGCUGCCUCCGCAGGGGUGUUUCACCUCACAAGGGGUGCCCACGCACCCUGCCUUCGCUUCCCUUCCUUCAGGGAACGCUUUGGGGUUCGUGGCUUUAGAAACUGGUGGUUUGGGAAGAUGAUGAGAUUACCGGCUCCCCGGUCCUGUAAGCGUUUGCGUACCCUCGGCGUGGUUUCGUCUGCGGGAGUGUUCCUGAGCGAGACGAGGAAAACCCUGCGUAUGUUUAAAUGCAGCCAGAGAUAACAGCCCUGUGAGAGAGGAAAUGACUUCUUCGGGUUAUUUGAACUUCCAUUUUUUUGUUUUAAUGACCAUCACUGCAACGCAAACACCGUGCAGACAGCAGAAGAAGAUUGAUUUGAUAAGAUUCCGUGUUUCCUUGUGGUUUGGGGUGGGACAUCAUGUUAGCUAAGCCUGCAAAACGGAGAAUGACAAAGCUUGGCAUUCUGGAUUGUGCCGGGGAGAACCCUGUUCCUCCGUGCCAUACUUUUUCUUUUCUUUUUUCCUUCUAAAGGGGAAGGGGGCAAAAAAGUUUUCAGACCUUCUUACUACAUCAGAAGAAAAAAGGAGAACAAGAAGACACCAGCCCCAUUUCUUCCCCUUGCAUGUUGCUCGCAACGUUACAGCCUGCUAUAUAUUUUCUGCCGUGUGUCAGAAAGACCACAUAUGAUGAAUAUCUUGGGUUCGAUGAUGUACUUAAGAUGCUUUGAGGUCAGUCAGAUGUGUGCCGGUCAGCUUUUGAAAACUCUCUCCGGAGGGCUGAGGCCCCAGCGUCUCCUUCCCGAUUCCUGUUCUAUAAAGGAGGAAUAACAAUAUUCCUUUCCCCUUUUCACAGUGCUUAAAAGGGUGGCACACCUGCAAGCGGGACAGCCAUGGAGAAGAGUGGGAACAUUCAACUGGAGAUUCCUGACUUCAGUAACUCUGUCCUGAGCCACCUGAAUCAGUUGCGCAUGCAGGGUCGCCUGUGUGACAUCGUGGUCAACGUGCAGGGACAGGCUUUCCGCGCUCACAAGGUGGUGCUGGCCGCCAGCUCGCCCUACUUCCGCGACCACAUGUCCUUGAACGACAUGAGCACCAUUUCCAUUUCUGUCAUCAAGAACCCUUCUGUUUUCGAGCAGCUCCUUUCCUUUUGUUACACCGGUAGGAUAUGCCUGCAGCUGGCGGACAUCAUCAGUUACCUGACGGCCGCCAGUUUCUUGCAGAUGCAGCACAUCAUAGACAAAUGCACACAGAUCCUCGAAGGAAUUCAUUUCAAAAUUAAUGUGGCAGAGGUGGAAGCGGAAUUGAGCCAGACCAGGACAAAGCAUCAGGAGAGACCACCGGAGUCUCACCGGGUGACGCCAAAUCUAAACCGUUCUCUAAGCCCGCGUCACAACACCCCGAAGGGGAGUCGCCUGGGUCAGGUUAGCACAGUGCUGGACAUUCGGGAGCUCAGCCCGCCCGAGGAGUCCACCAGCCCCCAGAUAAUUGAGCAGAGUUCAGACGUGGAAAGCAGGGAGCCCAUACUACGGAUUAACAGGGCGGGACAGUGGUACGUUGAGACGGGAAUGGGAGACCGCGGGGGACGGAAUGACGAUGACGUCCGGGUGCUGGGAGGAGUACGCAUUAAAAUGGAGAACCUGGAGGAGUGGCUUGGGGCAGAGCAUCAGCCGUCGGGAGAAGAUGGGAGCAGCGCCGAGGAGGUCACUGCUAUGGUGAUCGACACCACGGGCCACGGCUCGAUGGGCCAGGAGGCCUAUGCAUUAGGAUCCUCUGGGGCCAAGGCGGUCAGGCCAACCAGCAGCGAGAUUGACAGAUUUAGCCCUUCUGGCAGCAUGGUUGCUGUGACUGAGCGGUACAGAUCAAAAAGCGAGUCUCCCGGGCGGAUGGAUGAGCCCAAGCAGCCCAGUUCCCAGGGGGAGGAAUCGGCCAUGCUUGGAGUGAGCGGUUAUGUGGAAUAUCUCCGGGAGCAGGAGGUUUCAGAACGCUGGUUCCGGUACAACCCACGGCUCACUUGUAUUUACUGCGCCAAAUCCUUCAACCAGAAAGGCAGCCUGGACCGGCACAUGCGUCUCCACAUGGGCAUCACGCCUUUUGUCUGCCGCAUGUGUGGGAAGAAGUACACCCGCAAGGAUCAGCUGGAGUAUCACAUCCGCAAGCACACGGGCAACAAGCCCUUCCAUUGCCACGUCUGCGGCAAAAGCUUCCCUUUCCAGGCCAUCCUCAAUCAGCACUUUCGCAAGAACCACCCUGGCUGUAUGCCUCUGGAGGGGCCUCACAGCAUCUCCCCCGAGACCACCGUCACGUCUCGGGGGCAGGCGGAGGAAGAGUCUCCUCCUCAGGAGGAGGCUGUUGCUGUGGGCGAGACGGCACAGGGCUCUGUGUCCACGACUGGGCCGGAUUGAAACACGGCUACAGAGUCUUGGGGAGAAAGGACCGUCUUCCCGUCUUUGGCUCUAAAGAGUCAGCACCAACCUGGCAGGCUGGUACUGUAAUUAGUGCAAUGCCACCACUGGACAGAAAGAAGCUCCCAAGAUGUUGCCAAAAUUGCAAAAUCUUUCUCUCCCUCUCUCUCUUUCUCUCCCCAACACCCCCACACACACAUGUAGUGUCAAAAGUUUUUCUCCGUUAUUGCUCCUCCUCUUGGAGAAAAGCAAACCGACUGUGUCAAUCAACUUCUUAUUCAGGGAUCGACAGGAUUUUAAAUUUUUUUAAUGUUCCGUAGUGAUCUGGGACGAGCAGUCAUUUGUAUUUCUCGGCAGCGCUUUGACCUAGCAGCUCGGUCCUGUGGCCACCAGCGGUGUGGGUGCCCGGGGCCGCUCCUCGCCACGUCUGCUGGUCCGGCGCAAGGGGAGAGCAGGGGCAAGGGGCCGUUGCCUUCCUCCGUUCCCCAGGUAGCUGCCACGUUAAAGAAGAAAAGACUGUCCUGGUGGAACCUGCCUUGCCCGAGUCUGUUUAUCCCUGUCUUAUUUUUGGUGUGUCUCUUUCUACAUUUUUACUUAAGCUAUGAUUUUAGGGCUUUUGGCUUGCCUGUUCCAGGUGUGCGGCCUCAACGCCCUCAACGUGGGCACGGCUAUAAAGCGAUAUUCUAGAGGUCAGCAAAAUUGGAAGCGCUUCGGCUACUGGAAGUGAAGUUUAGCAGCUGUGAGGUUUACAUUAACCUCUGACGCACUGGGAGAAGGGUUGGAGGGGUCUUUUGGAGGAGGUUGUCCUUUGCCGUUGCUGAUCUGGAGAGUUCAGAGCACUGUGACAGCCUGAGCGCUGCGCUGCCACGCUUCAGGUUUGCCGAGCGUUAGGAAGUGUUUUUCCGGACUGGCUGAACUGCGGAGUUAGAGGCUGGCUACCAAAGUCGUCCUUCACCCCUGCUCCCCCCUCAACACGCACUUGAUCUUUUCUAACAGCAAUAUGGUGUACUGAAAUACUAUCGUCCCAGCCAAGCAAUCAUGGGUGGUUGCUUUUAAACGUCUUUCUACAAACUAGUUUGAUAACUUUUUUAUCAAUGAAAUGCAAAAAGAAAGGAAAACCCUACUUUAUUUCCUCACAAAGGUUCAGGAAACUUAAAAGUGAACGGUUCCUAGAGCAAUCACAACACUGUCCCCUUGCAUGGACUUAAACUUUUGCAUUGUAAGCAGCUCUGAUGUUUGGAGCAAGUUAAGCAAACCCGGAGAGACAUGCCUGCGUUGUGUAUUGUGGGUGUUUGCACGUGCUUACGUGUUUCAUAAACGGAGAAGCAUGGGACAGGUAGAUAAGUGCAAAUAUCUUGACAUCUUUUAAAGAAGUCUUUUAAGAAAUAUGCAAUACUUUAAGAGUUUUCUCUGGUUCUGAUACCGAGUUGUUCAUGAUGGAGGGGGAAAACGAACAACAGGUCACGCAGAUUGGGUUUGGGAGAGGACGUUUAGUUGAAGGAGUUGUCUUGAGGAUGUUUAACCUGUACAAUAAGGAAGGGUGAAGUUCUGAUCCUUCAGGUGAUGGGAGGAACAAGGAGACAUUGAAAGAGGCGUACGCUUCAUCUUGCUCUGGCAAAGCCAGGCGAGCGGUUACAGUGUGCUCUUGGUGGGCAGGAGACUCGCCAAGUGAAACUAAAGCCAGCCCUGCAGUCUGACUGCACAAUUUUGGGUGCAAUUUUGAGACGGAAACAUCUCCAGCCCUCGCUUUCCCCACCUGCAGAUUGGAACUGGGGAUCAUUUUCGUGUCCCUUUAGAGGGAAGAAUUUGGAGGAGGGUGGUCUAUUCUUGCCUCGCUUUAUGUAUUUUCUUUUUCAUAAGUGAGAGGUCUCACUGUUCCUCCCAUGUCUCUCUGAAAAAGCAGAUGUGGCUCUACUGGGUGUGGAGAAGGGAAGGGCUUGAUGCCAGGAUCACGUGCCACAAGGAUGUGCUCCUAAGAGAGGAACCUUCGCAGGUCUUCUGUGGCAGGCACCCACAAAGUACUGUUUCAUUGACCAUUUCAAACAGGAAAACUGAUAUUUCACCUCCGUUUUCCUUCUGUUCCUUCUCCCUCCUCUCCUGUCAAGUGCAUCGUCACACAGUGAAUGAUCUAAGCGACCGCCUGAGGGACCAGACCUGUCGGGUUUCCUGGCGAAGGUCAAACGGGAUUGUACUGGAACAGUAAGGUUGCCAGAGAGCAGUCGCAGAAGAUGAGAGAUAAGAGAGUGGCUGAGGUAGGUUUCGUUGCAAUCGAGGUGUGGGAAGGAGCGGAGCUGGGCAGAGAUGCUGCUUUCAUCAUAGCUUUUGACGUUACCAAAAAGAAAAAAGGUUAAAAACUUUGAAAUCCUAUCCCGUUCACACUAGAGAGCAUCAAAAGUUACUUUUAGUUGCUUAAAAGAUUUUUAAGUGUUUUAAAAUAGAACUUUUAAGAGAAUACUACCAAACUAUAAAAGCAUAAAAUUAUUUAUAUACAUAUAUUAUAUAUUAAUAUAGUGGGAAAGUUUCCCUGCUAAGCUUGCUGUGAAGAGAAGGGUGAAGGUGCAGUAACUGCUAUACAAACAACAUUUCUCUGAGACAGAUGGCAACCGAUCCAUCACAGCGUAGUGAUGAAGGGCUGACGUGGAACAGCGACCGCCUUCAUUCGCAUGGUGUAGCUGUGAGUUUCCUGAGCAGGAUUUUGUUUUACUGUAUUGAUACUGUGAAGGGAGGAGCAUCCUAACAGCCCAGGAUGCCGGCAGUGCGUCCCAUUUUGCUGUUUCACUACUUUCAAUUGGCCUGGUGAAAACCACGGAACUGGUCCUUCGUAUCCUCCUAGGCUAGUCUGAAAACCAAGCUUGUGAAAGGUUUUUAUUUUUGCUUCUUUUACGUUUAUUUUAUUUUGGUGCAGAGGUUGCCACUGUAUAAACGGUCAUUUCUGAUUGCAUGCUAAAGAGCCAAUAUUCUUGCCCGGGCCUCGCUGAGGCGAAGUUUAUAGCUUGUAGCUAGAGUCAGUAUAAGGUAUGGUAGUGGGAAUCAUUUUAAUAUUAUUUCUGUACAUUUAUUGGAUGUGUAUGUGUACGUAUGUGUGGGAGUCAUGCUGUCUCCGAUGUUUUCUUGAACCACGCUGAAAGCAGCGUAGGCUCAUCUGCACUAGAAGACAGAACCAGUUUGGAAGGAGUAAUUUAUCAAACCUUUCUUCCCGUGGUGGAUUUCCUCAGUGCAGAUAAGGCCAAGGUUUGAGAAAAAAAGGGGGUGGAGGUCGUCUUCGGUAUGGAAAAACCUCAUGUGAAUCUUGCGGCAGUGGUGUAGCUACUUAGAGCUGCUUUCCGUAACGGAAUGAUACCAGCUUUCCUUGCGUCUCCAUUGGCAAACCGUGUAGCUCUUUUUGAUGGUUGUGCCGAAGCUGUGGAGACUCAGAUGCCAAGUGCAAAUGCUUCUGUGAUGGGUUGAGGCACGGCUUUGUAUUUCCACGUCCAGCUGCAGCUUUUUCCCCUCUGCCAAAACUGUGAUUUCAACUGUGAUUUAAGGAGGAUGUGAGGAGAACUCUGUCAUAUUUUAAUACCUCUGUACGUAACAUUUCUGUCUGCUUCAGAGUUAGGGCUUACUAACCUGUUUGUUUGCUUGCCUCAGGCAGCAGGGCGAACACACUCUGUUUCUGCAGUUUUUUUUCUCAGAGGGGGAACACAGUUAGUUCUUUGCUGCAGCAGAGAAACCUUCCGAAUGUGAAGUGCUGCGAAAAUCUCUCUGAGCCUGCAGAAAGCCCCGGUGCCAAGUGCCAGUGGAGCAAUUUGACAGUUGCCAUGGCUGUUCCCUGCUGCCGCCAGGCUCCUUGUGAAGAGCUGUGAAAAUAACAAGAAUUGUGUCAAUACUGUGCUGCUGCUUUGGGGAAAAGCUAAGGUCCUUCCUCUCGGGACUGCUGUGAAGCUGAGAGAGGAAAAAGCUGAAGGUCUUUUUGCUCUCUCGCAAUGGGAGAAUGUGAAAGCAAGCCAUGCUUCGUAUUUCCAGCAGCUAAAUAGAGAGGGAUGAAUGAGGAGGCUUUAUGAAAUGUGAAUUUAUAACAGGAGGCUGAGAACACACUUAGAGCCGCAUAAGAAGAGCCAGGGAUCAGCCUGGUAGGAGUUGGAGCAGCCGAUGCAGCUGGGCAGUCCCUCGCUUGUCCUCCCAGCAUUGUCCGGCCAUCAGGUUCAGUCUUUUGCCUUGCCUACACCUUCUCUGCAAUGUGUUCAAGCUAUGAUCUGUAUAAUUUAUCUUUCAGAGGUCUGGGUGGCUGAAGGGCAGGAAGGAUAGAAAGCGGUUUGUAUCUCUGCUGCUCUUUUGAGUCCAGCUGAGGUUGGCAGUGACUGACUCCGCUCCUAUCAGAGCUGAAAUGCGUUUGGAACGAGCUGCGGUCUUGCUGAAAAGCGUAGCAGGGCAGGCUUGGUAGGGAGGGCACGGGGCCAGGAUUUCAGCCCUCGAUGAGAUCAAGGUUGAAAUAAAUGGACAGGACAGUUCUUGCUUGUCCUGCUCUCGCUUUGUGCCAGCGAGGUGACUUUGUUUUCCAGGGCAGGCCAUCCCAUGCCUCCGCGCGGUAGUAAUGUCACUUGUCAGUGUGACACCCAGCUCAGUAAAUGAUUCGAAGCACUCUGGUCUUCGAGCAGAGUCCUUUGGGUGAUCCAACCCUAACGAAGCAUUUGCGAGAGCACAGUUGCAGCUUUUAUUUUCUGCUGACUCUCUCUCUCCCGCAGAACCCGACGUGUAAAUAGAAGCACAGCUGAAAAGGUGCGGUUUAUUUGGGUGGAAGGGAGCUUGUGAGGUAGACCGAGUCAUGCAUCUUUAAACCCAACAAAAAUGAGCACCCCUUAAACUUAUUAUUUAAACUUAAUGAAAUCCUCCUCUUCUAUCCGUGCCGUGCCUGCCAAUUUAGCUGUGCCAGCAUCCAAGUGUUCCUGCAGACCGGUGACACUAAAUGCUGUUCUUGCUCUGCUGGAAAUAUUUUGGGCAUGGGAGAAGUCAUGUGAUUCAUCAAACUACUAAUUUUUGUCAAGGUUUGGGCUCCCGUGGGAGCUGAGCCCACAGCCAGGACUGCGGGCAGAGAGGCCGGGGUCCGUGAUGGAGCUGCCGCUGAUGGCCGGCAUCGACUUGUCUGGCAAUAACCGUGUUCUCAGAGAUGAGCGUUACUUCUGUCGCGAGGUGAGAUCCAUGCGCAGAACUUUGGCGGCGUCAGUGGAAGUCCUAAAGAGGAGCUAAGGACCUCUAUUUUAAUCAUUGUCAGUCAAAGGCUAUUUUAAUAUGAAAUACAUACAUAUAGAUGUAUGUACUUUUAUAUACGUACGUGUAACCAAAUAAAAGCUAGAACUAUGCAAACACUACUGGCUGCUGCUUGAAACUAAUGUCUAGGAGAACAUUAUGGAGUAGAUUUGGAGUAGAUUUGAUGUCGGGCUUUUUUUUGUUUUGAAAUAAAAUGCAGCAGACCAAAGUUUUGCUGCAGUUGGUCUUACUGGAAACUGAGGUGGUUCCUAGUCUGGAACUCAUUCAUUGGGUUCUAAAAUUAUCUGAAGAGUCUUGCCGUCUCUCAAAUAUUUCCGUCUGCCUUAGUAUGAUUGCUGAAAGGCUUUUUUUUGCCAAACAUAGGAAAAGACAGAGCCUGGGACUAGGAGAGAUGGAAUGUGAGGUUUGGGGUGAUGCAGAGAAGCAGAAUCAAGGAAGGACUGGGAGCUUUUUCUUUUGGACAUAGGAUGGAGCCGGCUUCGCAGAAUCUUCUUACUUGUGAGAAUGUCUGUCGCUGAGACGGAGGCAGUGAUCAAAGCGUCUGAAUUCUGGUCCCUCUGGAGGUACCUGAAACCUUCCUGCUGAGUCUGCUGGGAGGAAUUUCAUGUGGUUUCUACCAUUUCUUCAUGUCAGAUCCGAUCUUUGCUUUUAGGAUUAACCUCUAACCGUAAUCUUCAGUGACCCUUUCACUUUUUAUUCCUGGUGACUGUAAAAAAUUCAGGUUUCCUAUACCAUUAUCCUCAUCCCAACUGUGAACAAGUAACUACUGCUUCUUAUAAUUUAUUGUCUUUCUGUUCCUGAACGUCUGUGUGAUCGGGCUGUUUGCCAGCACCACCUUCCAGUGCUUCAUUAGCUUUUAUGCACAGGGAAUUGUUGCAAUGGAUAAGUUGACGGUGCUAGUUGGAAGAGUAGAAGCCUCUGGAGACUGACUUUUGCUUCCUCUAGCUGUCACUAGGGAGUGCACACACACAUACCUGUAUAUACAUACGUAUGUAAACAUAUAUAAAGUGUUUCAGUAUAAAGUCAUUUAGCAUUAUCCUUAUUUAAUUUAUAUUUUAAUCCAGUUGUAAACCAAAGUAUUACAGCUUGUGAAACGAUGUGUCUUGGAAACAGGAGGAACCUUUUUAGAUGGGAGCUCUGAAAAAUCUUCACUGACAAAAACAUGGAAACGAAUAAGACUUUGGAACUGGUGCUGCUGAUUCCUAGAGACCAGCAGCCUUGGAAGGAGUUAGGACUGACUUGCUGGGUUGAGUUUGGUGGUGGGAAAGCAGUGUGGGUUACUACUUUAAAACACUGUUGGCUUUUUCUUUUCCUCAUUCCGUAUAACCUGGAGGAAUCUCUACCCGAGCGGCACAGCAGGGUGCCUGAUGGCGACGAGGUGCGUGGUUGGAGCUAAGAGGGCGAUGUCAGGUAGCACCAUUUGCUCCCAGUGUCCUCAGUUCACAGAUCUGUGUGGAAUUGUGCUGUGUUCAGCUCUGGGCAUCUUGGCAGCGCUCCUGCAGGGAGACGAUCGGUUCCUGGUUUCACUAAGCGCUGUAGAAGCGUGGCUCGGCAGCGCUUCUGCCGCUGGCCUUUUCCAGCAGGUUCACUUGGGAGUCUCUGCCUCCCUGCUGUGCCUGCUGCUCCCAAAACCUGGGGCUUCCAGCCUCCCUCUUGAAUUGGAAUACUUUCCGUGAGCACGAGGACUUGCCUACUCGAAUGCCUCGAGGAAAUCCCGUGCCGGGGAAAAUGAGGCAGGAAUUCAGGUGCGGAUUUGCUGUAUGUGCUCUAACGUGGAUCUAAAGUGAUGUCGUAUGGUCCUCUUCCCAACCCCUUCCUUACAAAUGCAGGCUUUGGGUGCAUUUUGGUAAACACGUGUAGAAAAGCUGGGCCGGGCUGUCUCGGUGCUGGCACUGCUCCUGCUGGCGUCCUCUCUGGCUUGCUGUUCCUCGCUGCCGUAUCCAGCGAGGGCCGGAGACGAGAGGUGCUGCCACCGGACCAGGGACUCCUGGGCUUGGGCUCCUCUCUGCUGUCAGCGUGAUUGAAGCAGCCUGUGAGAAGGGUUUCAGAGCCUUCUGAAGGCUCGGAAAUUGCAGUGUUUUACAUGGUACUUAAUGGUUUUGUAGGAAAACAAGUAUGUUCUAGCUAGAAAAUAAAAGGACUAUAGUCUGGCACAACAGGGAGCUGGAGAGAGGAGAGCACAACACCCACCGCUAAUGUACGUCGUGUCUAAUUUACAGUUUUGGAGAAUGAGCCUUUGCUAUUUACCGAUGCCUAGAGGUCGUUGGGGGUUUUUGGAGAUGCAUGUUCUGCUGUCCUUGAUGGAAAGAAAAAAAUGGGUUUAAAGAUCAAAUCUUGCUGAUUACUGUGUGCCAGGGAGUAAUUGCCUCUCCAAGGAAUUAGCAAAGGCUAAGAACAAAUUCCCCUCUAGCAAUCUCCCACAGGCUUGGCAGCGGCCGUGCUUCCUCCUGCUCUUCUGCUCAGCCCACGCGCUAGAGUCAUUUUUUAUAGAAGGCUUCCCUUCAUCCCUCACAUCGGGCAGGGUGGUGGCCCUUUGGUGAUGGAGUGAAUUCAUUUAAUCCCGCCUGGCAGGAUGAGCGUGUGCUCCCGGCUCCUGGUACAUCGAGCGCUCUGCCAGCCACACGCAGGACGGUUUUUAGCUGCUAGAUCUGGCAAAUGGAACAAGGCCACGAGCUAAUCCAUUUCUAAUUGCAGUCACCAGGUUGACUGUGAGACCCCUUCUGCGCUGCGCGCUGUACCGGUGCAUAGAACAUCAUCUGUCACAUCAAAUUCCUUUUGAUUGAGGCAUCCUGUAAGCAGCCUCAGCGCGAAGGCGCUCUUCGGGGUAUCUGCCAGGAGAAACUGGUCUGGUACCAGCAGCAGGUCCCGUCUGGCUGCUGUGACAAACAGGAAUUGCUGCGAUAAACCAGGCACGCGAACAACAGGAAACAGGCUCAGG
Molecule: messenger RNA, 12177 nt
Organism: Cuculus canorus (common cuckoo)
Lineage: Eukaryota; Metazoa; Chordata; Aves; Cuculiformes; Cuculidae
Gene: ZBTB37
Product: zinc finger and BTB domain containing 37
Exons: 5
Coding region: 2484-3995 (503 amino acids)
Biological process (GO): regulation of transcription by RNA polymerase II
Molecular function (GO): DNA-binding transcription factor activity, RNA polymerase II-specific; protein binding; RNA polymerase II cis-regulatory region sequence-specific DNA binding
Source: RefSeq, a predicted model, not a curated record